UUCUUAGUCGUGGAGUACCAAAUUUUCAUUUAAGAAUUUUUUUCCUGAAAAAUCAAUAAUAUUUUUUUUUUAAGAAUCGCUGAACAAAUCACCACAAUGAAUUUCGCCGAUUCAGCUUCAGCCAUGAAGAAUUUGCUCGGUUCGGAAGGCGAUUCCCAAAGAACUCUGUACCCAUAUGUUACUGGGACCUCAGUUGUUGCCAUCAAGUACAAAGAUGGCAUUCUCAUAGCUGCUGACAUGGGAGGUUCGUAUGGUUCUACUCUUCGCUACAAAACCGUGGAGCGAUUGAAGCCAGUGGGAAAACAUUCGGUUAUCGGUGCCAGUGGUGAGAUAAGUGAUUUUCAGGAGAUAAUGCGCUAUCUUGAUGAACUUAUCUUGUACGAUAACAUGUGGGAUGAUGGUAACUCGUUGGGUCCUAAAGAGGUUCAUAACUAUCUGACUCGUGUGAUGUACAACCGCCGUAAUAAGUUCAACCCACUGUGGAACUCUCUCGUACUUGGCGGUGUUAAAAACGGGCAGAAAUAUCUUGGAACUGUUAGCAUGAUUGGUGUGCAAUAUGAGGAUAGCCAUGUUGCAACUGGAUUCGGUAACCACCUGGCUAGGCCUAUUCUUCGCGAUGAAUGGCACGAGAAUUUGACUUAUGAAGAAGGCGUUAAACUACUCGAGAAGUGCAUGCGUGUGCUUCUCUACCGUGAUAGAUCUGCUGUCAAUAAACUCCAGAUUGCAAAAAUCACGGAGGAAGGCUUCACAAUUUCUCAGCCAUACUCGUUGAAGACUUUCUGGGAUUUUGCGGCUUUCAAAAAUCCAACAGUUGGUGCCGAGGGUUCAUGGUAGUGAUUCCAUCACUAGUCCUGGAAUUUAACAUGUUAAUUCCGGUUAUUUACGGUUUAGUGAGAAUUUGAACUGCAUCUCGUUGCUACAUCUGUAUUUGUGUUUUUUACGUUGGGCACUUCCUUUAAAACUGACGAAAAAUGUGUAAACUGUGGUUUCACUUGUAUGGUUCAGCUGGAUAUUCAUUUCUAUGGUGUUUUUUCGUAGCGUA
This is a messenger RNA of Erythranthe guttata (spotted monkey flower), 1042 nucleotides long. RefSeq names its product 20S proteasome beta subunit G1 (gene PBG1). The record is from RefSeq and is a predicted model, not a curated record. NCBI's taxonomy places the organism in Eukaryota, Viridiplantae, Streptophyta, Magnoliopsida, Lamiales, Phrymaceae. Gene Ontology annotation, cellular component: proteasome core complex.